Molecule: messenger RNA, 847 nt
Organism: Erigeron canadensis
Lineage: Eukaryota; Viridiplantae; Streptophyta; Magnoliopsida; Asterales; Asteraceae
Product: ankyrin repeat-containing protein ITN1-like
Exons: 2
Coding region: 141-800 (219 amino acids)
Source: RefSeq, a predicted model, not a curated record
UCUUCAUGUUGCAAUUGAAAGCAAUCAAAAUGAAGUAAUUGAAUUAAAUAUUUCAAGAUGAAUCGUUAACAAGCCUUAUCAAUCAAAAAGAUAACAACGGAAACACUCCUGCUCAUUUGUUGGCAGCAUCAAACAUUGAAAUGAUGCAGAAGGUAAUUAACUCUAGGGUUAACCUGCAUUCCCUAAACAAUGAAAAGCGCACUCCAUUGGAUAUGAUAGCUUCCGAUGAAAAGAAAGAGAGAUUGAUUAAGGCCAUAGCUACGGGUACAAACAUGUCUAAUAAAAUAAUCUCACCGUCUCCAAACAUAAACAUGAACGACUUCGAAGAAGAAUCAGAAAGUCGGAAAAGAAAAACCAAAAGAGAAUUUACCUUCGUGGAUAAUCUGGUUUUUGUGGUUACUCUUAUAGCGACAGCAUCCUUUGCAGCCGCUUUUACUGUGCCAGGUGGUUUUGAUGGUGACAAUGGCUCCAAAAAAGGCACACCCUAUCUACUUAGAAAAGUUGCAUUCCAAGUUUUCGUUAUCACUAAUGCUAUAGCAUUCUCUUGUUCUUGCUCUGUUUUGUUGGCACACAUUGUGUUACUAGUCUAUCGUGACAUUAUUGAUGAAGCAGACGAGGCACAACAAAAGUACAUUGAAAAGAGAAUUGUGAUUAUGUAUUUUCUUACAGGAGUUGCGCUACUUGCUAUGUUAAUAGCAUUUGUUACAGGCUUUUAUGUCGUGCUACUACCAUCACUUUGGUUGGCAAUUUUCGUAUGUGUUUUGAGCAUUUUUAUUGUUGUAGUUUCCUUAAUUGUUUGAGUUGUAAUUUAUAACUUUCUUAUUUAAAUAAAUGAUGUGUGCGGUUU